Messenger RNA from Fundulus heteroclitus (mummichog), 1646 nucleotides. RefSeq names its product tetraspanin-7. Gene Ontology annotation, cellular component: membrane. Bases 623 to 1372 code for a protein of 249 amino acids. The transcript has 7 exons. Lineage: Eukaryota; Metazoa; Chordata; Actinopteri; Cyprinodontiformes; Fundulidae. The record is from RefSeq and is a predicted model, not a curated record.
CAGACAUCACACAUCCACAGAAACCCACGGACACCAGACACCCACGGACUCGGCUUCCAGAAGGUUCUAACGUUCAGCUGCGCUGGUACUGACCCAGAACCAGCCUGGAACAAGAGUUUGGACCAAAGUCCAGAUUUGCUGCGCUGCGGUUCUAGGUUCCUCCAGCAGGGGGCGCCUCAGCGAGCAGGGAAGAGGAGCAGGAGCCUUCCUCAGCGCACUCUGACCGAGGAAGAGGAGCAGGAGCCUUCCUCAGCGCACUCUGACCGAGGAAGAGGAGCAGGAGCCUUCCUCAGCGCACUCUGACCGAGGAAGAGGAGCAGGAGCCUUCCUCAGAGCACUCAGACUGAGGAAGAGGAGCAGGAGCCUUCCUCAGCGCACUCUGACCGAGGAAGAGGAGCAGGAGCCUUCCUCAGAGCACUCAGACUGAGGAAGAGGAGCAGGAGCCUUCCUCAGCACACUCAGACCGAGGAAGAGGAGCAGGAGCCUUCAUCAGCGCCCUCAGACCGAGGAAGAGGAGCAGGAGCCUUCAUCAGCGCACUCAGACUGAGGAAGAGGAGCGGGAGCCUUCAUCAGCGCCCUCAGACUGAGGAAGAGGAGCAGGAGGUCCAGGUGGAGUCAGAUCAUGGCGCCCAGCAGGAUGGAGACCAAACCGCUGAUCUUCUUCCUGAAGAUGCUGCUGCUGCUCUACUCCUUCAUCUUCUGGGUGACAGGUGUGGUCCUGCUGUCGGUGGGCCUGUGGUGGAAGUUCAUGCUGGGACCCUACACGCUGCUGAUCUCCAGCAGCCCCCCCAACGCGCCCUACGCGCUGGUCGCUACCGGCGCCGCCAUCAUCCUGUUCGGGCUGUUCGGCUGCUUCGCCGCCUGCAGGGGGCGCCCCUGGAUGCUCAGACUGUACGCCGUGCUUCUGGCUCUGGUCUUCGUGACGGAACUCGUCGCUGGAAUCUCUGGAUUCGUCUUUCGUCACGAGAUUAAAGGAACCUUUUUGGCUUCGUACUCGGAUGCUGUGAAGUGGUACAACGGGUUCGAUGAGAGGAGCCAGGCUGUGGACGGGGUCCAGAGCAGACUGCGCUGCUGUGGAGUUCAGAACUACACCAGCUGGUUCAGCAGCGCGUACUUCCCUAACAACGGUAUUCCUGCCAGCUGCUGUGUCAGUUUCCUGGAAUGCAGCAAAGCCGACCUGAAGAACGCCACUCUGGCUGCCCACAAAGUCUACCGACAGGGCUGUUAUGAGCUGGUGGUGUCCUUCAUAGAGAGCAACAUGGGAGUCAUCGCUGGGCUGACAUUUGGCAUCGCCUUCUCUCAGGUGGUCGGGAUGUCUCUGGCCUGCUGCUUGUCCCACUUCAUCACCACCAACCAGUAUGAGAUGGUGUGACAGGUGAGCUGAGCACAGGUGUGUUUCCCUCACCUGCCCAGCGGGGAGUCCUGACCUGCAUCUUCCGUCUCCUAGCAACCUGAGGGAGGACGUCACCGUGGAAACCUGCAGAAACUCCUUGUUUCUUGUAUUUAUUGUUUUACAUUUGCAGUAUCUACAUGCGCCCAGCAGGGGGCGCCGCUGCAUCGUACAGAUACAGACCAGUGUGAUCGGUGCAUAAAAGCAACAUUUCCUGUUUAGAAAAUAAAAAUAUCUGGGAGUGAAGCUGAGCUCA